AUGGAUGUCCAAGCUACUCUCAAGACUCUAUCUCUGCAAGAAAAAGUCAGGCUACUGUCUGGUACGCCAGAUGACUUCGUCUCAAUCGCAGGCAUCCCUGAAAAGGGCAUUGCACCACUCAAGACAGCUGAUUCGAUCAGUGGAAUACGCCCCAGUGAAUUCAACAGUACACUGACAACAGCAUGCUUUCCCAACACAGCCUGCAUAGCCUCAACAUGGAACACAGAGCUCUUGGAGAAGAUGGGCGCUGAGCUUACUCGCCAAGCCAAGAUCAAGCAUGCGCAGAUGAUCCUCGGGCCGACUAUUAACAUCCAGAGAGAUCCUCGCGCUGGACGCAACUUUGAGUGCUUCAGUGAAGAUCCGCUACUCUCGGGAUUCAUGGCUGCGGCUAUUGUGAAUGGUAUCCAAAGUAAAGGCUAUGGAGCCUGUGCGAAGCACUUUGUUUGCAAUGACUCUGAGACUCAAAGAAGGUAUUAUAAUGUUGAUGAGUCUCCGAAUGGAAGGGCGUUGAGGGAGAUUUAUCUCGCUGCUUGGUCGUUCCUCUUAAGAAAGUCGAACCCUGCUGGCGUCAUGACAGCAUACAACAAGGUCAAUGGAGCUUUCUGCUGCGACAGUGAAACUCUUAUCGAGGACAUUCUUAGAAAGGAAUGGGGCUACAAAGGCAUCGUCAUGUCAGAUUGGUUCGGCACUCGCUCUACCGUAGCGGCCAUGAAGGCUGGCGUUGAUGUUGAGAUGCCCGUUCCUGUCUUUAGGGGCGAGAGGCUCAUCAAAGCUGUAACGUCUGGUGAGAUCAGCGAAGAGGUUAUUGACGCCAGCGUCUCACGGCUUCUCGACCUCCGUAACCGCACACAAGCGGCACAGAGCGAAGGACCGGAGAAAUCGGAGAUCAUCCAGGAGACCAACGACAUUGCACGCAAACUGGCUCAAGAAGGUAUCGUUCUUCUCAAGAAUGAGAACCAAACACUUCCGCUCCCAGCAGCUACUGGUUUGAGGAUUGGCGUUGUUGGCGAGUACGCCAAGAAGGCUGUCUUCACUGGCGGUGGCAGUGCAUCAUGCAACCCCCAAUAUCGCCAAGUUCCACUCGAUCUCUUGCGUGAAGCAUUGUCGAAUGAGCAUACAGUGUCAUAUGCAAGCGGUGUUCGUAUGCGCCGUAUCAUUCCGACUGUACCAACGGAGAUAGUGAUGACGGACAAGGGCAAGAAGGGCAUCGAGGUGGCUUACCACAACUCUGGUCAAGAUGAGCCAGUUCUCGUUGAGACUUUGGAAGACGCUGCUAUCAAUCUGAUGGCCCAGGGAAAGCCGGGGCUCAAGACACCUGACUCUCAUGUGAAGAUGACUACCAACCUUGUCCCUGAGACUACCGGGACACAUACUCUUGCAGUGCGGCACUCGGGCUCUUUCACGGUUGAGGUUGAUGGCAUAUGUGUUCUCAAGGGCGGUGCACCAGACAUUACAACCGAGCAAUUCCUCUUCAAUCUGAUCAAGCUUGAGUCUCGAAUAGAAUUGCCGAUGGAAGCAGGAAAGUCAUACCACAUCUCUGUCACCAUGCAAUCCAGAGAAUCUGUUGUUGGCGAACCUACUCCAUAUGGCCUUACCCUUUCAUUUGAGGAAGAAUACUCCGAAGAGCAGGCCAUAUUUGAUGCCAUCGAAGUUGCGAAGACAUCUGACAUCACCAUCAUUUACGCCGGUCGUAGCGAACAGUACGAGUCUGAAGGGUUUGACCUGGACGAGAUCACUCUUCCUGCCAACCAAGUUGCCAUGAUCAAGGCUGUCGCUGCUGCUUCGAAGAAAACAGCUGUUCUUCUGCACUGCGGUAACCCCAUUGACAUCAGUAGCUUCGUUGAUGAUGUUGAUGCUGUUGUGAAUAUGCACUUCCCUGGUCAAGAAGGACCUCAGGCUAUGGUUGACAUCUUGACUGGAAAGGUGAAUCCUAGUGGGAGGUUGACGGCGACGUGGUUCAAGACACUACAAGACUGGCCCAGUUUUGGAAACUUCCCUGCUCAGAAGGACGAGGGUGGAGGCUUUACCAUCAAGUAUGCUGAGGGCUUGGAGAUCGGAUAUCGAGGCCGGGUGCCGGAGAACCAAGUGCAGUUUCCCUUUGGUCAUGGAUUGUCUUACACUUCAUUCUCGUACGACGGUCUCAACGCCAGAUUGGACGCCUCCUCAAAUCAUUCAAUUCUCACAAUCAGCGUAAGUGUAACGAAUACUGGCAGCAUCGCUGGCAAAGAAGUGGUGCAGGUCUACAUCUGCCCUCCUCAGAAUGGAGCUGAUUGGAGGCCAACUCGGGAGCUGAAGGGAUUCACCAAGGUUCAACUAUCGCCCGGUGAGACCAGAGAAGUGUUUGUGCAGAUUGAGGUCGAUACUUUCAACAGCCAUUGGAGUGAGGAUUCGCAUGCUUGGGCGGUGGACGAAGGCGAGUAUGGCGUGGAGGUUGGAGACCAAUGUGCCACUCUUAUGAUUUAG
Messenger RNA from Fusarium odoratissimum NRRL 54006, 2463 nucleotides. RefSeq lists its product as uncharacterized. The record is from RefSeq and is a predicted model, not a curated record. Gene Ontology annotation, biological process: glucan catabolic process. The coding region runs from base 1 to 2463 and encodes 820 amino acids. Gene Ontology annotation, molecular function: beta-glucosidase activity. Lineage: Eukaryota; Fungi; Ascomycota; Sordariomycetes; Hypocreales; Nectriaceae. The transcript is spliced from 3 exons.